This is a messenger RNA of Ziziphus jujuba (common jujube), 1373 nucleotides long. Its product is annotated as alpha-crystallin domain-containing protein 22.3. Bases 503 to 1000 code for a protein of 165 amino acids. The record is from RefSeq and is a predicted model, not a curated record. NCBI's taxonomy places the organism in Eukaryota, Viridiplantae, Streptophyta, Magnoliopsida, Rosales, Rhamnaceae. Gene Ontology annotation, cellular component: nucleus. The transcript has 3 exons.
GAGAGUGAUUUAAGGGUUAGAUUGGCAAAUGCGAGUUGGGUUUAAGCAUUUUUUAGCUAUAUGUUUGUAUAUGCAUAUGUUUAUGUUUUUGCAAUAUUGUUAUAGAGAGUGUUUAUUUUGUAUAUCCUGUUUUUUCUGAUUUAUGGGUUUAUUUUGUUUCUUGUUGAGCUUUUUGUAUUCUGCAUUUUACUUCUGGUCCAUUGGAUUGGCUGUUGUUUGGUGUUGAACAUGUGUUUUUCGUUAUGCUUGUUUUAGGGAAGAAAUUUCUCAUGGAAUUUAAUGUGGAAAAUGGGAAAUAUCAGAAAAGGAUUUGUUCUAAGAUGGAAUUGGACAAAGAAAAGAGAGAGCUACGAAAAACAGACUUUAGAAGAUAACUUGAUUUUUUGAACUUAAUGCUCUGUUUGGGAGGACAAAAGAAGUGAAUGACCCCCCGCCAAUAAAUCCUCAGCAACCUGUUCUUGCUGUUGCACCUCUUAAUAGUAAGCCAUAUAUUGGUCCACCAAUGCCGCAUAGCUAUGAUGCUUCUUCACCUGCUAAGGAUAAGGAAGCCGUGGAAAGAAUUGAUCCUGCAAUGAUAUUUUUUUCUUCUUUUACAACGAAGAAAGACUGGGAAAAUGUCAUGGCAACCACCAAAGCUGGGGUUGCACUAACUGGAAGUGCUGCUGUGGGCAAGAUAGGACCAAUAAUAGGACUGAUGGACAUCGGUGAAUGCAAGGAUUCAUAUUUGUUCCGUGUCUCCCUUCCAGGGGUAUCAGUGGAUGAGAAGGAAUUUAGUUGUGAUGUUGAACCUGAUGGUAAAGUUCUAAUAAAGGGAAUAACUACUACCGGGGAGAAGAUAGUAUGCAAGAACUCUCAGGUCUUUCAAAUGCUGACAAGGAACUUGUGCCCGCCAGGGCACUUCUCUAUAACGUUCCAGCUUCCUGGUCCAGUUGAUCACCAACAAAUUUUGGGUUCUUUUGCGACUAAUGGGGUUUUGGAAGGUAUCGUGAAGAAAAGGUAACUAAAAAGCGAGAACUAUGCCUUGUUGCUGCAAACAUUAAGUUUAGCCAACAAAGCAUGGCUACAUUGGAGUGGGGAGGAGAUCACAUGGCUAGGACAAUAUUACAAAAAAUGUAGGUUGAAAAGCAACAAAAAGACUCCAUUGCAUCUGUUUUUCUAGAAGGAUGCAGCAUGAAAACUGAGCUGAAAGCUGAAGUCUCAAAUGCUUGUGAUGCUGGGCUCUGUUAAGUUUUGUUGUAUGUAGCUAAUAUAGAGGAAUUUUGUUGGAAGAUGCUAAGUAGCCUAGAAUCAUUAUAUUUUGCUUGUAGCUGGUGACUCGCAGAAUAAGUUUUGUAUAUGUAUUUCAAGCAAUAAGUUUUGUAUAUGUAUUUCAA